Molecule: messenger RNA, 3058 nt
Organism: Agelaius phoeniceus (red-winged blackbird)
Lineage: Eukaryota; Metazoa; Chordata; Aves; Passeriformes; Icteridae
Gene: BAHD1
Product: bromo adjacent homology domain containing 1
Biological process (GO): negative regulation of DNA-templated transcription; heterochromatin formation
Cellular component (GO): chromatin silencing complex
Molecular function (GO): transcription cis-regulatory region binding; chromatin binding
Source: RefSeq, a predicted model, not a curated record
CCCGCUCCGCGACGCCCCGCGGCCAGGGGCGGGCGGCGGCGGUGGCGCCUCGUCCCCAUCCCGCAGCCGAGGAGGCGGCGGCGCUGACGCAGCAGCAGCGCGGAGCUCGGGACUCGCGGCGCUCCCGCCGCUGGAUUUCUCCCCCCCGGGGCCUGCGGCAGCCUCCCGGAUUGGACAUUGAUCCUAUGACGCAUGCCCGGAAAAAACAACUUUUCCUUCUGAAACAUCCAGCUGGUUCUGCUGGCCAGGCCUCGUCGCCAACAGGCAGCAGGAGGAUGGACAGGGCCAACGCAGAGCAGCGGGAUGGAGAUGCCUCGAAGGCUCCAAAGUGUCCCAGUGGGUUUGUAGGGAAUAACAAAAGCAAGAGUUUGCGCGAAGUGCGAAAGACGUACCCGCUGCGGAGGCGGCUGCUCCCCUCGGUGAGCAAAAAGACCUGCAAGGUCCUCCUCACCAGGCUGGAGGAUGUGGCUGGCUCUCUGUCCAAACAGACCCCGAGCUGUAAAAAAAAGCACCUUGCCAGCUGGGUUGAGGGUUUGGGAUCUGCUUUGUUCUCAGAACAAGUUCAGCCUGUGGGAGCGGGCAAGAGUGACUCAUCCGGGGAGAAGUGCACAGUAACUUAUCCCGGGCCGGAGCAGGACUUUGAUCCUGCUCCCUCGGAGCCCAGGAAGCGCCGGCUGGCCUCGCUGAACGCCGAGGCGGUGAACAACCUCCUGUUCGAACGGGACGAUGGCUUGUUAUCCGGCAGGCGCUUCCGCAGGGACUCUGGGAAGGCUGCUGGGGACUGUACCCUCAAGGGCUUGCAGUGCAAAGCCGGUGACAACUGGCCUGCCCUGGAAAAACCGGCUGUGAAAACAGGGAAAGGAAAGAACCGGCAUGAGCCCAGUCAGAAAUGCAAUAGCUGUGAGCAUUCGCUGGAUGAGGUCUUUGAUGAUGGGGCAAAGAGGGAGGAUGGUGCCAUCUCCUACCAUCCCACCCCAAAGAGACUGGCCAGCCUGAAUGCCGUGGCCUUCCUGAAGCUGACCCACGAGAAAGACCAACCCCUGAAACAGAGGAGUAAAUCGGACGGGGAGGGCAAGUCUGAGAACCACUGUUCGAAAUCUACACUCAAAUGGGCCAAAGCCGGACGGAAGAACUGUGUCAAAUCCAAGAAGGAAGUGGCUAGCUUAAAAAUGGAUGGGCAGCAUGGCUGGCAAGGCCAGACCCUGGGCACGUUUGGGAAAGGGGAGCAGCGGGACUCUUCCAGGCUCUAUGGAACAACAGAGCCCGUCCCCUACGAGUCGCUGUCUGGCUCCUACGCCAGCACGGAGGGCUUCUACCACAGACUGCCUUUGCUCAUGGGAGGACAAGCUUCCAUGAAGCCGGAGUAUGGAAGACCUGGAGAGAAAUCCCCAACCCCCAAACAGGAAUUUCAUCAGCCUUCCUUUCCCGUGCAGCAGUUCCCUCCCUUGCCUGUGCCCGGGAAUCACGCGGAUUGUGGAUGUCUCUAUGAAUCCUCAGAUCUGACUCCGUUGAACGGGUUUUAUGUUUAUUACGGCCAAAGCGGAUACAGUGGCUAUUCCCCCUGCUCCAUUUAUCCCAAGGACGAGCUGUCGCAGGCUGCGACCUGCGAGGGGCUCCUGGUAUCUUCCGGUUCCUUGCCAUCAGGUGCUCAUUUCCAGCCCCUGCACUGGUGCAGCUCUCCGUACUGCUGCGGGGAGGGAGCAGCCGUGAGCAGCUACAGCGUCUGCGGCGUGGUGCAUGUGCCGGAGGGCAGGAUCGGCAGCGUGCAUGCGGGACGGAACAGCUACCCCUACAAAAUGCCUUUUGCAGCAGAAGGCUGCAAGUCUCUGGACCAGCUGAACCUCACAAUCCCGGUGGCAGGACACCCCGCGUCGCCUGCCCACCCGCUCUCAGGAUGUCCCGUGCCCAGCGUGCCGCCAGCUGCAGAGCCCGUUCCUCACCUGCAGACCCCCAACUCUGACCCUCAGACCAUGGCCCGAGAAUGUCCUCAGAGCUCCAAGCCCCCCAGCGGCUCCAAGUCGGGGCUGCGGAAUACUCCAGGCUGCCUGCACGCCUCCAACAGCAAAGCGGCGGGCGGCCACUCGCACCCCAAGCAGCAGCGGAUCGGCCGGCGCAGAGCCACCAACGGCUGGAUCCCCGUGGGCACGGCCUGCGAGAAGGCUGUCUACGUCGUGAACGAGCCCGAGCCGGCCGUGCGCAAGAGCUACCAGGCUGUGGAGAGGGACGGGGAGAUCAUCCGGGUGCGGGACACCGUGCUCCUCAAAUCCGGGCCCCGCAAGAAAUCCAUGCCCUACGUCGCCAAGAUCUCUGCACUCUGGGAGGACCCCAAGACAGGGGAGCUGAUGAUGAGCCUCCUGUGGUAUUACAGACCAGAGCACACUCAGGGAGGCCGCAACCCCAGCAUGCACCAGAAUGAGAUCUUUGCGUCGCGGCACCAGGACGAGAACAGCGUCGCCUGCAUCGAGGAGAAGUGCUACGUGCUGACCUUCGCAGAGUACUGCAGAUUUUGUGCCUUGGCAAAGCGUCGAGUUGAAGGGAUCCCGGGCAGGAAAACCAUCAUGGUUCCUCCCUCGGAGGAGUAUUCCACCCCUCUGCACCGCAAGGUGCCCGAGGACACGGACCCCGAGCUGGUUUUCCUCUGUCGUCACGUCUACGACUUCAGGCACGGGCGCAUCCUGAAGAACCCGCAGUAGCGCAGCCUUGGCUCGGAGCGGGCGGCACCGGAGCGCCCACCAUGGCCUGGGACACCUGUGCACUGUCACCCACCUCAUGCUGCUGCAGGUGGGAGCGCCCAGCGCUCCGCCCUGGGACUGGGAGCGUGCGAGGAGCGGAGCCCCUGGAGGGGGAGGCAGCAGCUGAAAGCACAGCACUUCAUUAAAAGCAUAAAUGAAAAUAUAUACGUAAAAAAAAUAAAUAUAUGUAUAUAGAUAUAGGGAUUUGCAUAAGUAAAUCUAUAUCUAUAUAUGUAUGUAGAGCUGCAUCUAUUGGGAGGGUUUGCAGGGGAUAAAAGCCAGGAAGCAGUGCAGAGCCAUGGCUGGGGGAACGGCACCGAUGUGCA